AAGUAAUAGAUGCAAAUUGAAUUCAAGAAUAAUGUUAAAAGACGUUAGAGAUAAAUGUUUGCAGUAGUAACUCUGAAUGUCACCUCAACAGAUUAUGUUUAUUUGUAGUGGGCACCGUUAGUUUCGAAUUACCAUAUUAUCUUGCCGGAGUAAGCAACAUACAUAAUUUACUGAAUUAUUAUAAGUGAUCGCAAUUUUUGAGAAGAAGCUGGCUCAGUCGCUUUUAAGCCUUAGCAGGAAACGGUAUUAUGUAUCUCACUAAGAAUUUAUCCGUUUUAAAAUUCCCUCGAAAAACUCCUCGAUUUUUAUCUAUUAGCUCGAAAAAGUUAGCAUUAACAAUACAUGACAUACCGCGGCCGAAAGGUCUUCCCUUGAUUGGAACUAAGUUGGAGUUCAUUGCGGCAGGAAGUGGUACCAAGAUUCAUGAAUAUGUCGACAAUCGUCACAAACAAUUAGGUCCCAUUUUUUGUGAAAAGCUUGGCGGCAGUACAGACCUUGUAUUUGUCAGUGACCCUAUGCUCAUAAAGGUGCUUUUUCUAAGUCUUGAAGGAAAGUAUCCCGUACAUAUCUUACCUGAACCAUGGGUGUUAUAUGAAAAAUUGUAUGGGUCGAAAAGAGGAUUGUUUUUCAUGAAUGGGAAUGAGUGGCUACAAAACAGGCGAAUUAUGAACAAACAUUUACUUCGAGAAGGUUCAGAAAAAUUAUUCGAAAUACCAGUUAAAACAACAGUGCAAAAGUUUGUACAAAGGUGGAAAGUCGAAGCUAAUAAGAGUGAAUUUGUACCACAUUUGGAAUCUGAGUUUUAUAGACUUUCUAUCGAUGUGAUAAUGGCCGUUUUACUGGGUAACAAUCCACAACUUAACACCGAUAAACAUUACGAUACACUGUUGACUACAUUUUCUGAAGCAGUCAAAAGAAUUUUUCAAACUACAACAAAAUUAUACGGGAUCCCGGUUAAUAUCUGCCAGAAAUUGGAUUUAAAAGUCUGGAGAGAUUUUAAAGAAAGUGUUGAUGUAUCUCUUUCGUUAGCGCACAAAUUGGUAACCGAAAUAAUGCAAGGUGAAAAGAGCAAUGGACUAAUAAAUAUACUCAGAGAAGAAAACAUGAAAGACGAAAUAGUAAAAAAGAUAAUUGGUGAUUUUGUUAUUGCUGCCGGCGACACGACCGCCUACACGACACUUUGGAGUUUACUUCUCCUGUCGAGAAACGAAAAUGCUGUGAAAGACUUAAUCUUUAAUGAAAAUACAUCAGGAACUAAUGUUAUCAAAGAGGCUAUGAGAUUGUAUCCUGUAGCUCCGUUUUUGACCCGUAUUUUACCCAAAGAUUGUGUCUUGGGAUCAUAUACAUUCAACAAAGGUACACCCAUUAUAGCUUCAAUUUAUACCUCUGGAAGAGAUGAACAGAAUUUCAGUAGGGCUAAAGAAUUCUUGCCCUACCGAUGGGACAGAAAUGAUCCUAGAAAGAAGGACCUAUUGAAUCAUGUGUCUUCAGCAUCUCUGCCUUUCGCCCUGGGUGCCAGAUCCUGCAUAGGAAAGAAGUUAGCAAUGCUUCAGUUAACUGAAGUUGUAACUCAGGUAACCAAGAACUUUAAAUAUGCGUGUAUUAAUAAAGAUGAGAUUCACGCCAAUACAUCUCAAGUCCUUGUUCCCGACAGAGAUAUUAAAUUGGUAUUUUCUCUACGUGAACAUAAAAGUACUACAGCUUGUGACUAGGAAGAACAGUUAUUUUAUAGUCUGAUUUAUUGCUUUCUUUGUUAAAUAUUAUUGCGAUUUAUAUAGGUAAGCAUGUUCAGUGGAGAUUGUUCUUUUAAACUAUUUAUUAAUUGUGUCAUUUUAUUGAAUUUGAGAAAGAUGAAGUACAGUUAACAAACCUUCAUUAAUAUCCUUCCUGUGUAUAAUUUUAUAAAUUGAUUGAAUUAAAUAUAUUAAAAACUUGUAUAUGGUGAUAAUGAUUCAGUUUUCUGCAAGAUAUAUUAAAAUUUAAAUAAAACUAUUUUGUGAAUAUACCUUUAUUAAGUAAUCUGUUAUUUUUUAAGCAAUCAAAUUUUUUACCCAUAAGUUAUUAAUAAUGAAUAAGUGAUACAUUUAUUCCUACAAAAUGUAAACAAUAAUCAUCAAUGCUGUUUAAUAUAUUUCUGAAACAAUACAUCUGUUCACUGUUACUAUAAUAGAAAAACAAUUUCAUUAUUAUUUGAAUUUAUACGAAUCAAUUUAUAUUUCUUAGGCAGUAAAAAUAUGGAAAGGCCCGUAACACAAAAUUUUAAUCCUAAGAACAUUUAAGAAUAAUAAAAAACAUUACAUUUAUAAGGUGGGUAGAUAACUAAAUUAAUUAAAAAUAUAGCUUUUGAAUAAAUGCAGUAAACACAAA
This is a messenger RNA of Trichoplusia ni (cabbage looper), 2367 nucleotides long. RefSeq names its product cytochrome P450 315a1, mitochondrial (gene sad). Gene Ontology annotation, cellular component: mitochondrial inner membrane. Gene Ontology annotation, biological process: cellular response to peptide hormone stimulus; glucocorticoid biosynthetic process; C21-steroid hormone biosynthetic process. Bases 249 to 1712 code for a protein of 487 amino acids. The record is from RefSeq and is a predicted model, not a curated record. The transcript has 8 exons. NCBI's taxonomy places the organism in Eukaryota, Metazoa, Arthropoda, Insecta, Lepidoptera, Noctuidae. Gene Ontology annotation, molecular function: iron ion binding; heme binding; monooxygenase activity.